AUGGUCUCCGUGGUUCCAGCCCUCUGCCUAGCACUCCUCCUGCCUGCCGUGUCGCCCAGGUCCUCCAAACUUCCGGGCGGCUGCGCCUACACCACCAACAUCGUCACCUGCGACGGCGCCCACAACCUGGACUACAAGUACCUGGCGGCCACCGUCAUGAUGGACUAUGUCGUGGUCUUCAAUGUCGACAUCGUGGUGGUCACUUCAUCCCCCUGCAGCAUCGCCAAACUCGUCGACUGUGGGGUCGCUCUGCCUCUAGACGAACCCAUUAUCGUUGCUGGGCUGAUCGUUUCUCGCAAAAGCCCCCAACUAAGGUGGGCUGUGAAGCAUCAGAUCAUGAACCUGUGCGACAAGAUCGAAGAUCUGUUCGAUUCGGAGCUGAGAAUACAAUUCUACAACGCUGUGAUGCAGGAUCUGAAAGCGGAGGAAUCGGAACUGGAGAAGAUAGCAGUGAGUAAGGGGGAGCCGAUAUAUCUCCACAAGGUGGAACCGUUUCCUCCAACUUUACCUACCUUUGUGACCACAGUACAACCAGUCGAGCCGAAACGUCUGACCACAGGAGAAAACGACGCCGUGGCCCAGUUCUUCGAGUCGUCCGUCGUCAAGGACGUGGCCAAGGCCAUCGAGCAAAUCCCCACCAACGUUGGCCCGAUCAACAACGAAGGGAAAGUGGGGGACAACCCUUCAGAGGAAGAGUUGCAGAUCGUUCUGAAGGAGGAGAUGAAAGAUAUUAAAAAGGAUAUGAAGGGGAGAAGGAAACGACACGUGGAUAGCAGCAGACGUAAGUGGCGUAGCAGAAGACCAAGAUCAUUAGCAGAUGAUGGCUUUAGAAGUUUUUCUAACAACCGAGAACAAAGUAUUGAAUUGUAUGAGCCAAGAAGUAAAAGACAAGUUGGGAAGAAAAAGCGUAAAUGGCAAAGCAGACGACCAAGAUCAUUAUCACCAGCUCAAGAAUCUAUAAAUGGUUGGUCUAAUUAUCGAGAAAAAAUGACUGAUUUAUCUAAAUUAAAUAAGAAAGUUUACACUGAAAACAAUAAACGUAGAUGGCGAAGUAGGCAAAGGAAGCAGUUAACCCUAGCUGAAGAAAUAUUUGAGAUUUUAUUUAGUAACUCAUCUGACCGCGGAGAAUUAACAGAACGAAUGAAGGGACAACUUGGAAAUAAAAGACGUAGAUGGCGAAGCAGGAGACAUAUUCCAUUAACACCUUCUGAAGAAAUGUUAGAUAAGUUGUUAAGUAACGCAACAAUCCACGAACGGAACUUCUAUUUACCUACAUCUUAUGAAGAUUUUAUUCAAGGGAGGAAACUCACAAGGUACAAACGCGUGGCGAGUUUACCUAUCUUCAUCCCGCAGAAAGUUUUCAUCAACGGAGAAUACCUCAGCAUGUUCGACACCAACGGCAUCGCAGAGGACAAAAGACUGGAAGCCACGCUGGUCACCCCGGGGACGAUCCCACCCAUCCGCACCACGCCCCCGCCGACCACGACGCCCUCCGUAGGGGACCAUCGGAACCCAGCAGCCGCCAUGCUGUUUAAAAACGCCGAAGAGGCCCGCGCUCACGCCGUCAGCAACGGCCUGCUGAACCUGGACGAUGAAGACGACGAUGACGACGACGUGGAGAAUGAGAGUCCGGUGCUGACGGACCCGAUAGAUCAGGUGUCGGAGCAGGCCUUGCUCAAGCAGAUCCAGGUCAACAAAGGUCCGAUGAAAGCCCCCAACAACACGGCUGUGGUGGUGGACCGGUGGAGCGAGAUGCGGCGGGCCCAGGCCGAGGCGACGGCCGCCGACCACCGCGUCAAGUCCUUCGUCAUCUUCUUCGUCGCUGUCAUCGGCGUCAUCUCUGUCGUCGCCGUCCUGCUCAUUCUGGCAAUGAAAGACAAGAGAUCUUGGGGAAAAUUUGCGAUUUUCGAGUUACCCAAGAAGCGCAGCGAGAGAGAACGCCGUGAGCACCAGGAGAAGCUCCUGAGACAACACGAGCAGAUGAUACAACGCAAGAGGAACAUCUACAACCACUACGAUGGCGUCGACUCGGACGAGACAAGCCAUGAAAACUUCUGA
This is a messenger RNA of Physella acuta, 2058 nucleotides long. RefSeq lists its product as uncharacterized. The record is from RefSeq and is a predicted model, not a curated record. NCBI's taxonomy places the organism in Eukaryota, Metazoa, Mollusca, Gastropoda, Physidae.